Molecule: messenger RNA, 2205 nt
Organism: Alternaria alternata
Lineage: Eukaryota; Fungi; Ascomycota; Dothideomycetes; Pleosporales; Pleosporaceae
Exons: 2
Coding region: 1-2205 (734 amino acids)
Source: RefSeq, a predicted model, not a curated record
AUGGCAAAGGGUCCUGCAGUCGUAGUCGUCGCCAGACAUGGCGCGCGUCUCGAUGCGGCCGACAAAGCAUGGCAUCUCUCUUCACCGACGCCCUACGACCCGCCUCUCACUUAUGGCGGGUGGUCGCAGGCAAAGGCACUUGGCCAGCGCAUAGCGGCACUGCUGCACGAGCGAGAUAUCCAGCAGGCAGAGGAUGCGAAGAACGCGACCAGCAACGACCCCGCACAUCUCGACCUGAGCAAGCUGAGCAUCUCGAAAGAAGGGAAACCGAAGAAGAAGAAGCGCAAGAUCGUUAUACACUCGAGCCCUUUCCUACGAUGCGUCCAGACGAGCACGGCAGUAGCAGCGGGCAUCUCGCAAUACCAUGCUCCGACCACGCCACAAUUGGGCGUGCCUACACCCCCCUCCAAAGACAAUAAUGGCUCGCUGGUACCCUCUGCGAAGAAGGCGCCGCGCACCAAGUCCACCUCGUCGCAGCCCCGAACCUUCGAACCGCUCGCCGACCCCAAUCUCGAGAUACUACCGCGACCCCACACAGGCCCGGAGAGGGUGUUGCUACGCAUCGAUGCCUUCCUGGGCGAAUGGCUGUCUCCCGAAUACUACGCUGACAUCACAGCGCCGCCAAACUCGACCAUGAUGGUGGCAGGCGCCAAAGCAGAUCUACUGCGGAGAGGCGACUACAUACAAGAACAGCCAAACCCGAACAGUACCAAGGGCAACUUUCCCGGCGGUUGGGGGUCUGGGACCAGCACACCCACCACUGGCAAGAGCGCUGGUACAGCCAUGGGCAGUCUGGCACAGUUUGCGCCGCUGCGUGAACGCUCCAGCAGUUACGCUGGCCCACUGGGCCUCGAAAGAACGCCGUCAAGAGAAGCAACCGCAUCACUAGCAAUGCCCAUACAAACGCCAAAGCCCACUGCUGUACCCAAACGCAUUUACCAGCCGCCAAACCCUUCAUACUCUGUCUCUCCGGCCGAUCCGAUACCGCGAGGCUACGUCGCGCAUGCCCAAGAAGCCUGCGUUAAAGUAGACUUCCAAUGGGACAGUAUGCGUCCACCACAAAACUGGGGCGAUGGCGGAGAGUACGGUGAUGAAUGGAGCACAAUGCACAAGCGGUUUAGAAGAGGCCUUGCGGGCAUGAUGGAGUGGUACAGAGUCCACGGCACAGCGCCCCCGAAGGAUCAAUUUCCUGGCUUCAUGUUUAAGGAACCCUUGCGCCUAACACCGCCGCCCAUAUCGCACGCCAAGUCAGACCCAUUCCCAAACUUCAGCGACGAUCCAAAUGCGGAUGAUGAGGAAGAGCUGGUUUUGAUUCUCAUAACUCAUGGAGCAGGGUGCAAUGCUCUGCUAGGUGCCAUGACGAACCAGCCCGUCUUGAUGGACAUUGGUCUAGCAUCGCUUUCCAUGGCCGUUCGGAGAGACGAGCCUAAAAAGACACCCGCACCUGCCACAAUACAUCAGCGGAGACUUUCGGUAGCGGAUCCCGGCAUGUCAGAUACCUACGACAUGAAGCUCUCAGCUUCAGUCGAUCAUCUGCGGCCUGGUGUUGACCCUUCGAAGCCGCUAUCUGCGCAGAGGCAGACACAAUCUCCAGCCAUCCUAGCAAGCCCAUCGUUAGACUCGCGGCGAAGAUUCACGGGAUCGUCGACGACUAGCAGUCCACUUGACUCGCCCUUCUCGCUCGGUGAGCCAUACAGAAACAGUCUGAGCUCGUUGGGAAGCAUGCGGCGAACUUUGAGCUCUGGAUCGAAUUCCAGAUUCAUGCAAAGUGCGACAAGCGGGACUGCGUCUCCAGCAGGCGGACUAUGGGGAGGUUCAGGGACAAGCACACCGGCGACCGAAGCGGACAUGGCCCUCAACUUCUCAAACCAGCAUCCACAAUCAAAGGCUGCUCCUAAUACUUCCACUGCAUCCAAAUCCAAGAGCAACUCGAUUGCACAGAUGGACGGUGCAUCUGACACAAGCAACCACCUGACAAAAUUGGACUCUAAAGAAGAAAGGGAGGUCAGCGAUAAACCCACUCCUCUAGUCAGUGCUCAAGUCCGCAAACAGAGCGCUCCGACAGCAUCUGGCGGUCUUUGGGGCGCGAAAGUAGCCCCAAAGAGCAAUACUGGGCUUUGGGGACCACCAAAGUUGGAUGACGUGUAUGAACACCGUCAAGGGCCUAAGAGGCGCUGGACGGUCACCGAGAGGGAGGAGCCUUGA